This is a messenger RNA of Salarias fasciatus (jewelled blenny), 2939 nucleotides long. RefSeq names its product minichromosome maintenance complex component 6 (gene mcm6). The transcript has 18 exons. The coding region runs from base 153 to 2636 and encodes 827 amino acids. Gene Ontology annotation, biological process: mitotic DNA replication; double-strand break repair via break-induced replication; DNA replication initiation. Gene Ontology annotation, cellular component: MCM complex; nucleus. Gene Ontology annotation, molecular function: single-stranded DNA binding; single-stranded 3'-5' DNA helicase activity; ATP binding. The record is from RefSeq and is a predicted model, not a curated record. Lineage: Eukaryota; Metazoa; Chordata; Actinopteri; Blenniiformes; Blenniidae.
GCGCGCCAAACGUCACGUGGUGUCAGUUUUCGCGCGAAGCUGCGUGCUGCUGUUGUCUCGCUGUUUCCGUCUGUGUGAAGCGGAUCGCUGUCUGGCAGUAAACUUACAGCGCCUUUUGGAGAGUUUUCCCUGCGGGUUCACGGCGUCUCAGCAUGGAUGUUGCCACGGCGAACGCGGAGAAUGCCGGCGCGAUGGUGAAAGACGACUUGGCGGAGAAAUGCCAGAAGUUAUUCCAGGCUUUCUUGGAGGAGUUUCAGACUCCGGACGGAGAGGUGAAGUAUGUCCGGGAGGCCGAGGAGCUGAUCAGGCCGGAAAGAAACACCCUGCUGGUGAGCUUCACGGACCUGGAGGGCUUCAACCAGGAGCUGGCCACCACCAUCCAGGAGAUGUACUACAGAGUCUAUCCCUACCUUUGUCGGGCUGUGCGCAACUUCGCUCGCGAUCAUGGAAAUGUUCCUCUCAACAAGGAGUUCUACGUUGCCAUAAAGGAUCUGCCCACCAGACACAAGAUUCGCGAGCUGUCCUCAAUGCGCAUCGGCACCCUGGUGAGGAUCAGUGGUCAGGUGGUGAGGACGCACCCAGUCCAUCCUGAGCUGGUCAGUGGAACCUUCCUGUGCAUGGACUGCCAGUCAGUGAUCAAAGACGUCCCGCAGCAGUUCAAAUACUCCCCGCCCACCAUCUGCAGAAACCCAGUCUGCAACAACCGCUCCCGCUUCCACCUGGACACGCACAAAUCCAAGUUCAUCGACUUCCAGAAGGUUCGUAUCCAAGAGACGCAGGCUGAACUGCCUCGCGGUUCGAUCCCGCGCUCCCUGGAGAUCGUCCUGAGGGCAGAGGCUGUGGAGACGGCUCAGGCCGGUGACCGCUGCGACUUCACCGGGACCCUCAUUGUGGUGCCUGAUGUCUCUCAGCUCAACACUCCUGGUGUGCGAGCAGAGACCAGCGCCCGUGUCGCCGGAGGUCCUCAGGGUUUAGAAUCUGAGGGUCUGAGAGGACUGAAGGCUCUGGGAGUCAGAGAGCUGUCCUACAGACUGGCCUUUCUGGCCUGUAAUGUGGCUCCAACCAAUCCACGAUUUGGUGGUAAAGAGCUGCGAGAGGAGGAGCAAACAGCUGAGAGCAUCAAGAGCCAGAUGACUGAGAAGGAAUGGGAGAAGGUGUUUGAGAUGAGUCAGGACAAGAAUCUGUACCACAACCUGUGCACCAGCCUCUUCCCCACCAUCCACGGGAACGACGAGGUCAAGCGCGGCGUGCUGCUGAUGCUCUUCGGAGGCGUCCCCAAGACGACCAUGGAGGGAACCUCCCUGAGAGGAGACGUCAACGUCUGCAUCGUGGGAGACCCGAGUACCGCGAAGAGCCAGUUCCUCAAGCAUGUGGAGGAGUUCAGUCCCAGAGCCGUCUACACCAGCGGCAAAGCCAGCAGCGCUGCAGGUCUGACGGCGGCGGUGGUCCGAGACGAGGAGUCCCACGAGUUCGUCAUCGAGGCCGGCGCGCUGAUGCUCGCCGACAACGGUGUCUGCUGCAUUGAUGAGUUUGAUAAGAUGGACCUGAAAGACCAAGUGGCCAUCCACGAAGCCAUGGAGCAGCAGACCAUCAGCAUCACCAAAGCUGGAGUCAAGGCCACCCUGAAUGCUCGCACCUCCAUCCUGGCUGCUGCCAACCCCGUGGGCGGACGCUACGACCGCAGCAAGAGUCUGAAGCAGAACGUCAACCUGACGGCGCCCAUCAUGAGCCGCUUCGACCUCUUUUUCAUCCUGGUGGAUGACAGCAAUGAGGUGACAGAUUACGCCAUCGCCAGACGCAUCGUGGACCUUCACUCCCGUGUGGAGGAGUCGGUCGACCGGCUCUACUCCUUGGACGAGAUCCGCAGAUACCUUCUCUUUGCCAGGCAGUUUAAACCCAAGAUCUCCAGUGAGUCGGAGGAGUUCAUUGUUGAGCAGUACAAACGUCUCCGCCAGCGGGACGGGUCCGGGGGCGUGGCCAAGUCGGCGUGGAGGAUCACAGUGCGGCAGCUGGAGAGCAUGAUCCGCCUGUCGGAGGCCAUGGCUCGUAUGCACUGCUGUGAUGAGGUUCAGCCCAAACACGUGAAGGAAGCUUUCCGCCUUCUUAACAAAUCCAUCAUCAGAGUGGAGACGCCCGACAUCAACCUGGACCAGGAGGACGACCUGGAGGACGAGGAGGCGCAGCAGGAAGAUGGGAAUAACGUACCAAAUGGAGUGAACGGCAUUAAUGGCGUGAAUGGCCAUGUGGAUGGCAUGAAUGGGCACGACAAUGGCGUGAAUGGCCACAGUGAGAACGGCAGCCAGCCCAAACCGUCUCUUCGCCUCUCCUUCCCCGAGUACAAACGGCUCUCCAACCUGCUGGUUCUGCACCUACGGAGAGCGGAGGAUGCUGAGGAAGAGGAGGAGCUUAAGAAAACGGCCGUGGUUAACUGGUAUCUGAAGGAAAUUGAGUCAGAGAUCGACUCGGAAGAGGAGCUUAUCAACAAGAAGGGUCUGAUAGAGAAGGUCAUCCACAGGCUGGUGCACUAUGAUCACAUCCUCAUCGAGCUGUCUCAGGCCGGACUGAAGGGCUCCGAGUCCGCAAGCUCAGAAGAAGCCGUUCUGGUCGUCAACCCCAACUACAUCCUAGAAGACUGAACUCCAUCCCUCCACCCAUCUCCUCUCCUGCAGACCGACAGCUGACGUUCACAGUUGUUCCGCUUGUAUGCAUAGAUACCAGAAACAUAAUGGAAGCUAUGGGAGACAGCAUUUAGAGUUUCUUGACUGUAAAAAGAAAAAAAAUUGUGACUCUUCAAAAUAAAUGUAAAUAUGUUGCUCUGUUCCCUGCAGAUGUUUUGGAGGCCUUUCUUGAUUGUGUAACUGCUGUUUUUCACACCGGUAUAAUAAAAGUUGCUGUUGUAAGGGAUUUUGAAUAAGUAAGAGUUAAAAUAAAGUGUUGGU